CAGUUACCCGGCGGAAUAAAUUCAUCGAUCGGUCCCCUGUUCGCAGCGCGGCCUAACACCGAGUCUACCGGCGGAGCGGACAGAUGUCCUAGGUCGACGUUGCGACGCGUGCGGGGUGGCGUGGUGCUCGGUGGCGUGGUACGGUACGCACGGUGCGCCCCCUGAUGCGGGGUGGGCAAGUAUUGAUUGGGUCGGCGCGUUGGUCGCGACGUCCGUGUCCAGAGUGCAAGAAGAGAGGGUGGCGGAAUCGGCAGGCGCCAUCACGCGGGGCCACCGCGACCGUCGUCUGAAGGGCCGUCCAGCCAGUGGCCGCGAUCUCGAUUCACCGAAAAGAUGGUCAUGAUGGCUGGCAUGGACGACCACGAGCGAAAAGUCGUCGCCGAGUUCUGCCACCUGCUCGAGAAGAGCAAGCAGCUGUUCAACGGGCUACGGGAUCUGCCACAGUACGGGCACAAGCAGUGGCAGGGCUACUUCGGGCGCACCUUUGACAUCUACACGAAGUUGUGGAAGUUUCAACAGCAGCACAGGACGAUACUCGACACGAAGUACGGCCUGAAGAGGUGGCAGAUCGGCGAGAUCGCGAGCAAGAUCGGUCAACUCUACUACCACUAUUACCUUCGCACCAGCGAGACCAGCUACCUUCACGAGGCCUACUCAUUCUACGCGGCGAUCCGCGGCCGCGCGUACUACAGCCGCGCCGCCAAGGAGGACAGAAGCGACCUGAUGGUGAAGAAGCUGAGGUACUACGCCCGUUUCAUCGUCGUCUGCCUGCUGUUGAACCGGAUGAAGCUCGUCCGCGAACUGGUCCAAGAGCUCGACGCCCAGAUCGCCGAUUACACCAGCACCUACGAACCCGAGGAUCAACUCGAGUGGAACCUGGUUCUCGACGAGAUCAAGGCGUUCGUGAAGGCCGAGUCGACCGUAGGAGUGGUGCACUCGGACACGAACCCGGUUAUACUUACCCACAGGCUGGGUCCACAGACCUCGCCCCCGAUCGAACGUACGCCACCCAUGUGCCUAUCCCUGCAGGAGAUCCUGAUCGUUGGCAAUUGCGCCGACCAGGUGAAGUUUAGUGAGUUGUCGAUGGACAUGUUCAGGAUGCUUCAAACCCUGGAGAGAGAGCCGAGGGACGAUCCUAACCACCUUCACGACGCGUCGCCGGCCGGCAGGAUGCCGUUCAGGCCCGGGGCGUAUCCGGGCGCGGAGAACGGGGCCCCGAGGCGGGACAAUCCGCACAAGUACCUGUUGUACAAGCCGACCUACAGCCAGGUACAGGUAUUCCUCGCGAGCGGCUUCAAGGAGCUGCCCGCGAACGGGGCGCUGUUGCUCUACUUGUCGGCGGACGGCUGCUUCUCCACCGUCAAGCAUCCGGAAGAAAUGGGGUACGACCUGGGUGGCGUUUCCACGUGCAGCAAGAGGGACCCGGAGCACGGGAAGAGGCCGACAGGUGGGAAGGAACCGCACUGCCUAUAUCCGGGUGACCUCUACCCGUUCACGAGGAAACCUCUGUUCGUGGUCGUCGACUCGGACAACAGCUUCGUAUUCCAGCAGAUACCCCGUUACUUCGGCCAACCGUUGAUGGUGCUGAUGUCGCCUCAGGACACGCCGCCCACGUUACGCGACAUUCGACACAGUGGCAGCCUGUUCACUCUAUUUCUCCACGCCCCCCUAGCCGCGUUUUGCCUUAUAUGCAACAUCGGCAGCCUGGCCGUGCACCACUGGGAGCGGUGCCAGCGUUACAUCGAGCGAUUCCUCAUCGAGGCCUGUCAGCUCGUCACGCACUCCAGAUGCGAGACCAGCGUGUUGCAAUUCUUCGGCGACGAUUUCCUACGACUGUUGCUGGUGCGCUACGUGUUCUGCGACGUGGUGUUGAAUCUGCACCGGUCGUUCAGGGGUCGACAGCAGAGGCCCCGUUGCCAUCCGCCGUUGCCAGACGCGGAGGUCCUCGAGCAUCCCACCCUCCAUCACCUGGUGCUCGACCUGGCCGCCUGCCUCGACUGCCGCGACCACUUUCCGGACAGCAACGAGCUCGCCUGACCCAGGCAUCUCCCCUGCCCGGCGCCCCACGAGUCCACGUCCCUGUUGCCGGCGUAUACCCACGACUACGAUUACGAUUACUGUAACUAUAAUUGCAACAAUAAAAUCGUUACACUGAGACCUCAUUAAACCGCGUCUAAACGAAGGAGAAACGAAAGGAUAUUUAAAUAUAUAUUACGAUGAUAAGGAUGAGUGAAAAGAAGGUAAAAAAAAAAAAGAAAAAAGAAAAGAAAGGAAGGAGUAUAGGGUAUAAAGUAGGAACGCUAAAUGGAAGAAAUCACGUGUUAUCGUCGCUCGAUAAUAUCGCGAUGUAUUAUUCGUUGUGGAUAUCGUCGACGCCGUCUCAGGGUAACCCGGCGUCGUGAUUUUUCAUCGUCGUAAAAAGUCGUCCACGUCGUUCGACGAUUCGUUCGUCGAUGAUACGUCCGCGAGUUCACGCUGCGUCGGUCUUCCGAUUCGCUCGUCGUCGUCGUUGUUGUCGUCGAUUCGGGUGAAGGUGAAAGAAGAAAGACAAUACGACGCCGGGUUGUAACCACGCGUUUAUUUCUUUCCGUGGUGAGGGAACGCGUAAAAAACGUAAACACGGAGGGAAGAGGAGGAGCAGGAGAAGGAGAACGAACGAACGAACGAACGAACAAAGGGAAUGAAAAUUUCUCGUGAAUUCGUGGUUCUCCUUUAAGACUCGUUCUUAUGUUAAUCGCGACAUACCGCUGCCAGUUUUUUUGCUACGGAUUAGUAAACGAAAUACAAAAAAAAAAAA
Messenger RNA from Apis florea (little honeybee), 2797 nucleotides. RefSeq names its product protein SCAI. NCBI's taxonomy places the organism in Eukaryota, Metazoa, Arthropoda, Insecta, Hymenoptera, Apidae. Gene Ontology annotation, biological process: DNA-templated transcription. Gene Ontology annotation, molecular function: transcription corepressor activity. The record is from RefSeq and is a predicted model, not a curated record.